AUAAGUAAUCUGGAGCUGUUUCUCAGGACAGAGGGGGCUCUGAUAGUUGGGAAGUGAAAAUAUAACACAACAAAGCUUGAAAUCGUCGCCCAUUAAAACUGUGAUUUAUAACAUUUUUAUUAUUUUUACACUUUUUCGCAUCGAAGAUGACCACCGCUGUGGUAUCGCCUUUCUUUGACUUCAGCGAAGUAUUAAACAAGAACAACAAGAUGAUGAACUACAACAACAACAUCCUCACUGCCCCCCAUCCCUCUUCUGUUCCCUGCACUGGUCCCAGUCCCCCCAUCAGCACCCCCAGUGGGCCCCUGCUGGACAGGAAGGCAGUGGGGACCCCUUCUUCCUCGGUGGGUGUGUACCAGCGGCGACACUCAGUCACUCUGCCCAACUCCAAGUUCAACCAGAACCAGUUCAUCAACAACAGCCUCAAGGUGGAGCCGUCAUCCACCGGGGGCAGCAGUAACAAAGAGAACCGCUUCCGGGACCGGUCCUACUCGGAGACCGGGGACCGGCUGCUGCCGAAGUCGGCCGGGGGCAACGGCAGCGGGCAGGUCAACUCCAGCCGCUACAAGACGGAGUUGUGCCGGCCCUUCGAGGAGAACGGGGUGUGCAAGUACGGCGACAAGUGCCAGUUUGCUCACGGCAUCCACGAGCUGCGCAGCCUGAGCCGCCACCCCAAGUACAAGACGGAACUGUGCCGCACCUUCCACACCAUCGGGUUCUGCCCCUACGGCCCGCGCUGCCACUUCAUCCACAACGCGGAGGAGCGCCGGGGGCCGCCCCCUCUGUCGGCCUCCAACAAGCUGGACAGGCCCCGGCUCCAGCACAGCUUCAGUUUUGCCGGGUUCCCCAGCAACAAUGGGCUGCAGGACAGCCCCACCUCCGUCACGCCUCCGCCCAUCUUCCACGCAGACGACCUCCAGGACUGGCCCAGCAACCCCUUCACCUACUCCAGCCAGGAGCUAGCCAGCCUCUUCGGGCCCAGCCUGGGCUCCCAGGCCGACCCGUCGGCCCCAGCGCCCCCCUCGCCCACGACCUUCUUCUUCAGGGCGAUGUCCGAGUCGCCCCAGUUGUUUGAGUCACCCCCCAGCCCCCAAGACUCCCUCUCUGACCAGGAGGGAUACCAGAGCAGCUCAGGGAGCUUAAGCGGGUCGGAGUCUCCGGUCCUGGACACCACCCGUCGCCUCCCCAUCUUCAGCAGACUCUCAAUCUCAGACGACUAAGCGAAAUCUGAAAGCCGAGACAAGUGGCACUCCCCCCUCUGCUGCCCCCCACCUCCCCUUGCCCCCUCUCUCGUCCAGUUUGUGAAUUGAGAAACGAAUGCUUCUCUUGGGACAGUUUUGGGGUUUUUGGAAAAGAACGUCAAGCUGAGGAGUCCACUUGCACGUGUUUCUCUCUCGAAUGGUGACUGAGAGUGCCGCACUAUUCCCAAGGCUUUGUGUUCCUGAGGAGGUGAGAGCCAAUGACGAUGUUCAAUCAGUGACAACCCCUUUCUGAAAUCCAACACAAAUGGCGUUUGAUUCCAGACCUUAUAUUAGCUGGACACUCUUUGAAUUAAGGGAAAUUCAAUUCCUAUGGACAACAAAAGCAAAUUGUUAAUCCCCUUUUACCUCCUCUACAGUGUAAUAGUGCCAAAAAAAGCUCUGCCAGAUGAAUUUUAAGAGCCAGCAGUUUACAAAGUGCCUUUUUUUUACUUUUCGGACUGUGAUUCACACUAGGAACCAUCUGCCUUUUCUUUUCCUCCUGACAUGUGUAGCAAUGCAGAUGGAGCCUUUGUGCAAGUAGCCUCACGCCCUCUACUGGCUAUUUUCUGCCAUCCAUUACCACUGUUUUCUUACAGCUCCGUGGGCCAGUGGGAGGGUGUUAAAAAAAAUAAAUGGUGGCCCCCUCUUUAAAAAAAAAAACGAACAAAUGAAAAAUCCUGAGGGGGUGGGGGGACACUUCUGUACAAGCUUGGGCAAGUGGACUAGUUUUGCUUUUGUUUUGUUUUUUUUUUAAAGAAAACAUUCAGCACCGUCUUACAAAAGUGUUGGGUGAGGGGAGGUAGCAGGAAGGACUUGAGACUAAGCAACAGGAUUUGUUGGGAGUCAGCCAGGAAGAGAAGUUUGUAUUUGGUGCUAUAGGCUCAGUUCCCCUCUUCUGUCACCACAACAGCCCCAAGAACAUCAGGAGGAACUCUUAAAAGCUUUUAGCAGUUUCCUACAUUGCUGGUCAUUAAUUUGGUGGGACUAGAAGACGUUUCUUUACAAGCUCUGGUUAUCUUAAGUUCUGACUAUUCUCUUUGACCACUUCCCCUUCCAUUUCCUCGGGUUGAUUUUUGUUCUAAGCCUGUGGGCCUGUUUCGCAUUCCAGAACUGGAUCCAGAAGUCCCACUCUUAGGAAUAAGAUAGCUUUAUGGAUUUGCUCUAACUUAGGUUACAGUUUGUAGAGCACUUUUUUUCCCACCUUUUACUCUUAGCCUUCUGUUUUUUUUAUUAUUAUUAUUAUUAUUGUUUUGUUUGGAAAAAACUUUCAAGUGGGAGUUUUUGCUUGUCACUGCUUAUUUAACUUAUCAAAAAACGUAUUUAUUGCCGAUCAUAUGCAUUUUUUUGUUAAUUUUUGUUUAUAUUUAUCGGGAUAAUGAAACAAUAGAAUAUAUUUUCUUUUAUGUUAAAUUAUGAUCUUCCGUAUUAAUCUAAAGAUUGUGAAGACUUUUUUGUUUCCUUUUUUCACAGUUUAAUAUAUUAUACUACAAUGUCUUUUUUUUGUAACUACACUUUGUUUAUUU
Lepisosteus oculatus (spotted gar) is the source of this 2764-nucleotide messenger RNA. RefSeq names its product zinc finger protein 36, C3H type-like 1a (gene zfp36l1a). Lineage: Eukaryota; Metazoa; Chordata; Actinopteri; Semionotiformes; Lepisosteidae. The record is from RefSeq and is a predicted model, not a curated record. Gene Ontology annotation, molecular function: mRNA binding; metal ion binding.